This is a messenger RNA of Ceraceosorus bombacis, 1555 nucleotides long. The record is from the annotation of a GenBank genome assembly. Lineage: Eukaryota; Fungi; Basidiomycota; Exobasidiomycetes; Ceraceosorales; Ceraceosoraceae.
AUGCAGCUGAAGACCGUCUCUUCUGCUCUCGUGGCGUUCGCGUUCUGCGCCAUCUCGGCCUCCCAACCAGCAGAGGCUUCGCCAGAGAAGCGCGCCAUCACUAUGCCCAUGCACCGCCGAGCAGCAGCCAACAGCCGCGGCAUCAUGACAAACUCCGAUGGAUCGGUGGACCGUCGAGCACUCGCGCUCGAAAUGGCUCACGUUCAACGUCGAUACGGUAGCGACGCCGAGGAUGAGGAGAGCGAGCCAUCUUCGCGCGAGAAGAGGUGGGUCAACAUUCCCAAGCUCAUCACCGAGGGCAUCGCAGACAUGUGGGAGGACGUGCUGGACUCCAACCACGGUGUGGCUCACGUCGCGUCCCAAGAGACCGAGACUGGCACCACCGGCAACCGUGUGUCCGGCACCGCUUCCAAAAAGUCUUCUCACCGCGUGCUCAAAACUUCCAACGGUCCUCAACGCAAAGCACAGUUGCCCAUGCGCGACAUCCUGAUGAGCUCGAACAGGGAGCUGGAGUUCUUGGUCGAGGCAAAGAUAGGCACGCCCGCUCAAUCCUUCUGGCUGGACCCAGACUCUGGCAGGUGAGUGGCGCACGUACGCGCACCGUGAACAGUGCCGAUGACGAUGCUGACGGUGUCGCCCACCCGGCCUUUACGUCCUCAGUUCUGACUCUUGGGUCAAGGGAAAGAAUUGCAACGGCGCAAAUUGCGGCAACGCCUCUCGCGCGAGGUAUUUGCGUAGCAAGAGCUCGACCGGCAUCAAGACUCCAGGCGACAAAACGUUCACCUUGCAGUACGGCAUCGGAGAUGUCGAAGGUGCUUUGAUUCGUGACACAUUUGCCCUUGGUGACAUUAACAUUGCCAACUUUACAAUCGGCGCGGCCACGAAGCUCUCAAAGGACUUCAAGACUGACAAGGCAGACGGUAUCCUCGGUCUGGGCUUCCGCGAACUCGCGUCCGCCCACCAAAAACCAUUCGUGGACCGUGUGACCGAGGGCAACAACUUGCCCCAGCCGGUCAUGUCAUUUGCGUUUGGACGCCACUUGUCCGGCACCGACGCGAAGAGCGAGAUGCUCAUCGGUGACGUCAACAAAAGCCUCUUCAAGGGCGACUUGGCAUACUACGAUGUUCAGCAAUCGGGCUACUGGGAGUUCAAAUUUGACUCUUUCGCUUCCGGAACUGCCAAGGGCGUCCAAAAGGGAGCUGGAAUCGUGGACACAGGAACAAGCUUGAUCGCAAUGCCUUCUCAGCAAGCCAAAGCUUUUUGGGCCGACGUCAAGGGCUCCAAGUAUGACUCUGCCAGCGGCACCUACACCUUCCCCUGCGAUGCAAAGGUGGAUGCUACGCUCUCCUUGCCAAAUGGCAAAAAGUUCUCGUUGAACGAGCAGGACCUCAACAUCGGCACGGACGGAGCUGGAUCCAAGCGCUGCGUCGGUGCUGUGCUCAGCAGCUCUACACCCGGUCAGACCAUCUUUGGCCUCGCUGCGCUCAAGAGCGUGUACACCGUGCUGGACUUUGGCGAGAAGCCACGCAUCGGCUUUGCCCCCAUCAACUUCUAA